Molecule: messenger RNA, 822 nt
Organism: Ophidiomyces ophidiicola
Lineage: Eukaryota; Fungi; Ascomycota; Eurotiomycetes; Onygenales; Onygenaceae
Gene: tfg3
Product: transcription factor TFIIF complex subunit Tfg3
Exons: 7
Coding region: 1-822 (273 amino acids)
Biological process (GO): regulation of transcription by RNA polymerase II; chromatin remodeling
Cellular component (GO): NuA4 histone acetyltransferase complex; Swr1 complex
Molecular function (GO): histone binding
Source: RefSeq, a predicted model, not a curated record
AUGCCGGAUACACUGCCAUUUCCCGCUGCGCUACGCUCCACCACGUCGUCGCGUGCUGCUCGAGUCCGUAAUGGAGCGAGCCCCUCACUUCCGCCAGCAUACCUUGACGGACUGUGGCUAAUACAAAGCAUCCUCCAGGUCAAACGCACAGUGAAGCUCGUUACAGAGCAGAAUCCUACGGACAAGGCUUCUGAGUAUGAGGGCUUGCCGGUUCGUCGGUGGUCUAUUGAGGUUUUCCUCUUGAACGAACACGGAGAGGAGAUUCCCGCGACUUUAUUUAAUGAAGUCACAUACACCCUGCACCCGAGUUUUGGCGAAAGGGCCGUACAGACGUUCAAAACGCCGCCUUUCCGGAUUGAAGAAGAAGGGUGGGGAGAGUUUGAUCUCCAAGUUGGCCUUGGAGCGCCGGAUAAAGAGCACACCGUCCCCCAUGAUCUGAACUUCCAGCAAAACAGAUACGAGUCAAAACAUGUAAUUACAUUCAAGAACCCAAAGCCAGCUGUUCUUGCGGCUCUCAGAGAAUCUGGGCCAGUCCCUGGUGAUGAAAAUGGUCUCAAGUCGAAACGUGCUCAAGAUGAGAGUUCGAAAAAGAAAAAGAGGAUCGACAAAAAUAUUGACAUGGAGAGACUAGCAGACGGCUUGCAAAAACUGGGCGAAGAUGAUCUUCUUCAAGUGGUUCAAAUGGUCCAUGAUAAUAAGUCUGCUGACUCAUAUACCAAAAAUGAUAUCGAGCAGGGCGAAUUUCAUGUCGAUCUCUACACACUGCCCGACACCCUGAUCAAGAUGCUAUGGGAUUUUUCUCAAGAGAAAGGGGUAGUAUAG